Molecule: messenger RNA, 1549 nt
Organism: Nilaparvata lugens (brown planthopper)
Lineage: Eukaryota; Metazoa; Arthropoda; Insecta; Hemiptera; Delphacidae
Gene: CBP
Product: sarcoplasmic calcium-binding protein
Exons: 6
Coding region: 419-1210 (263 amino acids)
Molecular function (GO): calcium ion binding
Source: RefSeq, a predicted model, not a curated record
UCAGGAAAUUCCCUGUUUACUGAUCAGUUCAGACAAACUGUUUCCAGUCGUUGUGCGCACUGCGCAUGCGUAGAUAGAACCCAAAAUUCAUCAGGCAACCAGUUUCUCACCCUCGAUUGCUCGAUUCAGUGCUGCGCUCCUCAGCUCUUCACGUCUUCACAUCGUUUCACUAGCGCAAUUCUACUAAAGUAGUGUGUGAUUUAAUAAACUGACUUGUCCAACUCAAUAAAUGAUUUUCUAGUGAGACUGUAAUGUGUAUUGGACAUUCGAAUUGGAAAUUCACAAGUGGUAUUGUGCCGUGGUAUUUAAUUUAAACAGCUGCUUAGUGCAGUUGUUGCAGUAACUUGCACACAACCCCAACACUGAGACUGAGACUGUUAACUUUGUGAUUGAAAACCAAAAUAAGCCUAACGUGAGCAUGGCUUUCAACACGUUAUUUAAACUGUGUGCUCGAUCCUCUGCAUCGAGUGUGCUGAAAAGUGCAAGUGCAAGAAAUGCUGCUGCAUUAUACCAGCAGAUUCAGGAUUUCUCAAGUGUGAAGGCAGCUCAGGGCUACCCAAGCGCCAGUGCUAGUGCUAGUGCAAGUUCUGCCAACCUACAAAAUAAAUCUCACCGUAAAGAGCUAUCAGACUCUGAUUCAGAUUCAGAUACUGAAUUUGAUACAUACGUGAAGAAGGAUGGAGUUGAAUUCUGGAGAAGGAAAAUGCGAACGUUCCAUGGAAUUCUCGAUAUAAACAAAGACGGUGUUGUAUCUUAUGAUGACUAUCAACUACUUGUCAACAGGUUCAUAAAUCUAGGACAUCUUUCUCCUAAACAUGCUCAAGAGUUCAGGACACUAAUUCAAAAAAUGUGGGAGGAGAGAUGGGGAAGCAUCAGUGAGUACAAUCUCAUAACCACUGAGCAAUACCUUGAAGACAUGCAUCAUGUCAUCGGUGACAAGUCGCUGAGGAAGAAAAUUCAUUACUUUCUUCCAUACCUGUUCAAAGCUGUUGACAAUGACAAAGAUGGAUCGAUAACAAUUGAAGAGUUCAAAUUAUUUUUUCAGUGUUUGGGCUUAUCUUCAGAGGAUGCAGUAGUAUCUUUUCACUUGAUAGACGAAAACUGUGAUGGGAAUUUAAGCUCAGAAGAAUUUGUCAAGCUUGGAAAAGAAUUUUUCCUAAGCAGAGAUCAAAAGAAGCCAAGUAAGAUGUUUUGGGGCCCUCUCAUCUAAUUCCAUGCAUAAUUCAUAAUUUGGUCAAGUGCCUUAGAGAGGGAUUUCACUGAACUGUAAUUGAGAUACUAAUAUUAUUUUAUGUUUACUAGUUUGCCAUAAGUGAUAGACCGGCAUACUAUCGACUAAGAAUUGAAUUUGAUUUUAAUUUCAGCAAAAUUAUAUCGCUGUUCGAGCUGGCUAUUAGCUAUAGGCUCUAGCUAUAGUUCUUGACUAAUUAGAUUUUAUUUCUCAACUUUCUUUGUGAUCAGCAUUCUUGACUUUUCCAACAAGUUGCAUUGAUGUACAUAUUGUUUAUCUAGAUUCUAGUACAUAAAUAAAGUAGAUUUAUAACAUGUA